This is a messenger RNA of Brugia malayi, 1461 nucleotides long. RefSeq lists its product as uncharacterized. Lineage: Eukaryota; Metazoa; Nematoda; Chromadorea; Rhabditida; Onchocercidae. The transcript has 11 exons. The record is from RefSeq and is a predicted model, not a curated record. The coding region runs from base 1 to 1461 and encodes 486 amino acids.
AUGCGAAGAAUCGGUAUAGUGUGCACAUCAACUUUAUUAGUUUACUUUCAACAGAUUACUGCGUCGAAUAUAAGUCAACUUGGUAUUAUUCGUAACGGUAACAAUAUAAAUGGAAAUAAUAAUUUUGGUUCAAAUCGUAGAAUGUUUGGAUCACAAACACAUUCUAUCAGUUUUAUUUCUUAUCCUAGAAACCAUGAUUACAACGAUCAAAAUAAUUUCGAAGCUAUGUAUCAAAAUAUUCAAAUGUUUCAGCCAAUAAGCCAUAUUGACUACUAUUCCGAAUCAGCCAAUAUUUCUGAAAUAGCAAAUGUAAUGGUACAAAUACAACUCAUAAAUUACGUUAACCAAGGCCUUCAGCUCCCAAAAGGACAAACUUGUGUUUGUCCAAGUGAAUUCUCUUGCAGCUAUCUUGGCACCUCUGUUCCUCGGUGUUAUAUGUCAUUCACAGUUAUUCUAUUAUCACCAGAUGAAUCAUUGAAGUACUUCUCAACUGAAUUUAUGCCGCUAACGCCUUCUGGAUACAUCGAUAUCGAUAGUAUGUCACCACAACAAAAACAAGCUUGGCAACAACCUCAUACAUUUUAUCUCACUUCAAAACCGUCAGCGAUUGAUAUAUUCGUUCAUCAUAUGGGCGCUGUUAUCAAUGCUCAUACAGGUGAGCUGACACAGAUUCAAACUGUUGUCCACGUUGAUACUUUUAUUUUACCUUUGAAUUCCGUGAUACCGUCUAUUGGAAAUCAUUUAUCAAUGCAGUCACGAAAUCUCAAUGGUAUUGUUCUCCAAACGCAGUUAACAGUUGCAUAUUCAAUGCAGUGUAAAGGUGGUUUAAUCGGAAGAAACUGUGAUUUGGUUUGCAAUGAAGCAGUGACAAAUAUAGCAAUAGCAGUAUGUCAGUCUAAUAUAACAAACUUUUUCUACACAUGUACUUAUAUGAAAAGUGGACAGGUUCAAAAUUGCUUGCCAUGUCCAUGGGGAAUCAUUCAAGAAUCAUAUUGUCAAAAUUCAAAUGGAGCCAUUCUUACACUUUCUGCUACAGAUGUGGUAUCGUCCAGUUUUAAGGUUGCAACAGUAGUCCUCAGUGUACUUGUUGGUAUUCUACUUAUUCUUCUUAUUAUCACCCUCAUCUAUUCUGUCCUAAUGCGAAGGCGAGUGAGAGGAAGUGUACAUUCCUACAACAACACAACUUCCGGGCAUAAUUAUAGGUCAACACUAAGAUCUGAAGGUAGCGCUAAUCGUCUAUUGUUGCAAUCAAUCAAUAAUGAGUCACAUAAUCAAGUUAGACAGGCACCAACUACACCACGUUUUGCUCCCCAGCUAGACGCUCUACCAGCUAAAUCAUCGCUUCGAAAAGCGACACCGUUACAAUCAGGGCAACUUUGUGACGUCCCAGCACUCAGCGAUACCUUGAACAGUACCCUUUCUAGCGUGCCUUUGCCACCAAGUAAAGAAGCGGACGUCUGA